UUUACAGGGCAGGAGCAGACCUUGGUUGACAGCUUAAGAUACGUUGAAAAAAUACCAGCAAUGCUUUCCCUGUUCUUGAAAGCUACUGCCUUCUUCUGGAGAAAAGCUGACAAUGACUUGGAACAGGAUUGUUACGACACCGCAGAUUGUACAGAGUAUAAAAAUGUACUUGGAGCGACUGUGACCAGAUUUUGUGGCAAGUAUGGUUUAGUUGAUGACUCCAUUUACUUCACUUCCAGCGAUGUGCUGGGAGGUAUGCCUUUGCAAGUCGGCCAAAAAGUGAACGUAGUGGCCCAAAAAAACGAGACUUCAGGAGGUUGGAAAGCAGUCAAGGUGGAACCUGUAACUAAUCAGUGGGAGGAUGAUAAUGAUACUUGCAGCGCAUACACACGUUCUCCAGCAGAAAAUGAAAAUCGUAACUUGAUAGGCGUUAUAACUUCAUGCACCAAAGAUGGUGGCUACAUUAAUGAAACAACUUACUUCUCCCUGGCAGAUGUAUGUGAAGGUUUUCAGCCUUAUAAAGGUGACUGGGUACAGGCCCAAUACUCCAUUGAACCAACAACUUGGAAAAGCCAAGCUUACUGCCUGAAACCACUUAGAUAUAAACGAGUUGAUAAAGUACCAAUAACUCGAAUACUUCAUCGAGGUGGUGUAGUGGAUGACAUUAUAUUCUUCACUCUUGAUUCUCUCCGAAUGUCACAGCUUUAUGUGCCUAAAAAAGAUGAUUUAGUCAACGCAGUCAUUAUUGAAAGUAAUCAGUCUUUAUACCAAUGGAGAGCUUUAUGCAUUGGACUAGCAGACAAAGAAAGUUUAUCAGUUCCUGCAAUAACAGGCAAAGAGCUUGACCCUGAUAACUUGGAGUUCUUUAACAAAGAAGGAUUGGAAGCUACAAGAAGGAUUGACUUUGGUACCAUCAAACAGGGAGAGAAAAAAGACUUGAUGGUGUGGAUCGAGAACAAAGGAAGGGAGGCUCAAAGCCUUCUAAACUGUAAGCUGGCAGGAUGGGAGAGAGGCAAUCAGUUCUUUCUGAUGUCACCCCAAUUAGUUACUGCCUCUGAAAAUGGAGCCAAAGAACAACAAAGCCCCAGUAAAUUUGCAUCUUACUACAGAAUUACUCAAUCCCAGUCAUCCUGUAUCGUCCUUGGUUCUUCCCUGCCCAGGAUAUCAAAUCAACCAGAUUCUAAGCUUCCCAGUGUGACUCUUGAUCAACAGAAUGUAUCCACACCUCAGGAAAGAAGAUCAUCCCAGCAAGAUGGUUCACGCAAUUCACAAAGCGCUCGAGAUGAUAAAUUCCUGAAUAAUAUGUCAUCAGCCUCUGCAAGUUCCAUAAAUGAGCUAAAUUGUCUGCAAACCCUUGAUGAUGCCCAUGUAAAAUGUGAAAAGAUGAAACAAGAGCUUAGCACAAAUGUAGAAAUUGGUGAAAGGAUGCUGCAAAUAUUACCUGGGGGAAAAGCUUACAUAAAACUAGUGUGUGAAGCAAAAAAUCCCGGUCGUAGUAAAGAUCUCCUCUUGCUUUAUUUUAAUGAUUUUAUGAUGGGAUGUUAUGUGGAGGUGGAUGUAAUGAGUGAUGAGGAAUAUCUACUGGAACCAAGAUCCAGAUAUCACCCCGUACAAUCCAAAUCCUUUCAACCAGAGCAAAAAGAAGCCAACUUCAUGGUUGUGAGUGUGAGAAAUCCUUCAAGACUGGCCAGACGGCGCAUACCUAGCUUUCUUCCACAGUAUGCUGUGCCUGAGAGAUUGAAAGAGUGCAUUGAAAGGGAUGCAGAUAUCCUGACCGUACAGCCAAAUCUGUCAGAGGCUCUGAACAUGUCAAAAUAUAAAGAUCAUUUCUCAACACUUCUGUGGCUGGAGGAGAUCAAAGCCGAGAUGGAAAUGAGGGAAUUUAAUAUGACCAAUGUGACUUUGAAAAAGCAAGGGGACUACCUCAUUCUGGAGGUGCCAGGGUUGGUUGAAGGCCGGCCUUCUGUAUCUAUUGGAGACCGAAUAAUAUUAAAGAAUUCCUGUUGUACAGAACCUGUAGUGCGAUUUUCUGGCUUUGUACUGGAGGUGUAUGAAGACGAGCUUGUGCUGCAGUUUAAUUCUUCAUUUCACCAAGCCUAUGGAGGGGAGCCUAUGGAUGUGGAGUUUACAUAUAACAGAAUCUCUACCCGGAGAUGCCUGUUUGCUGUGGAACAAGCUUUUCAUCUUGGUGAACAAGUUUUGUUUCCAGAGAAUGUUGUGGCAAAACCUCCACAGACAGUUACUACAUGGGAUGAUAUUGACACAGUUGUGACAAAUAAAAAAAAAAGUUGCUGCAGAUCUCAAGGCCAAACUAACAAAGAAAAAGAUGUGGAUGCAAAAUUAAAUAGUUCCUGUACAGGUAAGGAGAGCUGGUGCCAAGAUGGUGAAAGCAAAGGUUUGAAGGGAAGGACAACUGAAAUGAUAUGUACGUCUGAAGCAUUAUCAGUUGCUGCACACACUGGUGAUGGUAGAUAUUUAAAUGCUAAAACUGCCUCCAAUUUCAUCCAUCAUAAUAUACGAGGAAAUUAUACAGGCAAACAAUCCAAUGGGCGAGAAGAUAACUUCUUUAACUCAUUUCUGAAUGACUGUCAAAAAUCUGCAGUCAAGAGGAUCCUCUGUGGUGAAUGCAGACCAACACCAUAUAUCCUGUUUGGACCUCCUGGCACUGGAAAAACAGUCACUAUUCUUGAAGCAAUCUUGCAGAUCCAUUUUACUUUACCAGACAGUCGGAUUUUGGCAUGUGCUCCAUCCAACAGUGCUGCUGACUUACUGUGUUUACGUUUACAUGAAAGCAAUUUGCUGAAGCAAGGAGACAUGGUGAGAGUUAAUGCCACUUGCAGACCUGCAGAGGAAGGGAAACAGAAAGCAAGACACUACAGCCGAAUUAGCUUGACAUCUGUCAUAGGGAAGAUGUUAGAAGCUGCUAUUAAAGAGGAUAUAACUGGGCAGUUGGAUAGAUUCAAGUAA
Molecule: messenger RNA, 2967 nt
Organism: Rhincodon typus (whale shark)
Lineage: Eukaryota; Metazoa; Chordata; Chondrichthyes; Orectolobiformes; Rhincodontidae
Product: RNA helicase Mov10l1-like
Exons: 19
Coding region: 61-2967 (968 amino acids)
Molecular function (GO): helicase activity
Source: RefSeq, a predicted model, not a curated record